This is a messenger RNA of Gregarina niphandrodes, 3402 nucleotides long. RefSeq names its product endonuclease-reverse transcriptase. Lineage: Eukaryota; Apicomplexa; Conoidasida; Eugregarinorida; Gregarinidae. The coding region runs from base 1 to 3402 and encodes 1133 amino acids. The record is from RefSeq and is a predicted model, not a curated record. Gene Ontology annotation, molecular function: catalytic activity. The transcript has a single exon.
AUGGAAUCGGGUAGCGGGAGCGAGGACUGCUACGGCGAGGGUAGGACGCAAGAACGACCCGAUAGUCAUAAACGAAGAGCCGAUCAGGCCGGAGGAUGCAAUAACGCCGAUGGUGGAAGUCGAGAUCGACCAGCAAGACAAGAAGGCGCUCUGGGAGCCAAGACCCCCGCAGACUGUGGAAGUUACUGCGGUCACUCUGGACAGGGUGAGGCCACGCAACCUCUUCCCGGCAAAGGAGUGGAGAAAGCUGCUCAAGAAACAUGGGAUCCAUCCCAUUGCGAUCUGGUUCCCGUGGAGAACAUCAGUAGAGAUACUGAUAAGAACAGGAGAGCUCGCGACUAUGCACAGCCUAGCGAAGGCAAUGGGCCGGGAGGCCCAGGUACUGGACCCAGCGAAGAGGAAGGACGGGCAGGCACUGCCCCUUACACAGGCGGCACUGAUGACGUCCAUAAACAUACGCCUGCGAGACCUAGAGUACGAACGCCACUGGACGGGAAGAAAAUACCUCGAGCAGAUCACAAGGAGACUAAUCGAUCUCCUGAACGAGGAUAUGACCAAGACGGUGCUAUACCACAAGCUCGCCACGACGGCAGCACCAGCAACCACAGAAGCCGACAACCCCUUUCUACCCUGACCACAAGCCAGUCUAUGUCCGAUCCUUACAACGGACCCUAUCCGACUCUUAGAGACAGGAACAGACCGAAAACCUACCAAGUGAUGGCGAUCAACGUGGAUGGAUAUAACAAUAAGAAAGAGCUGCAACUUAGAAGUACGAUAUUACGAGUCAGGCCGCACGUUGCUAUACUAUCGGAAACUUGUAUGCCCCUACACAGAACGAUCUACAACGACCAAUACACUGUCAUCGGAACUUCGGGACCGGCUGACGGGGUGGCUAUGAUGAUACGACAGGAUGUCCAAUACAGUAUUAGAGCUAAGGCCACGAGGGCCAUCAAGAUCGAGAUCGACGGCCUCGUUACCAUCAUAGGGACCUAUGGACCUACGGAACAGACAGCAGACAGGAUCAAAGCGCAGUACUGGGAUCACUUGGCUGGACUAAUAACGGAAGGGAAGCCACUCUUGAUUGCUGGCGACCUGAACGCGGGGCACGAGCACACCGAGGCGAGAACCGUCAAGGGCAUAACAAACUACACCAGACUUCAACGACUAGUGCACCAUCACAACCUCACCAUAAUCAAGACACCACCCACCUGGCUAUCAAAGCGCUCCAAGGACCACAAACCCAGUCGAACGCUGGAUCGUAUAAUUACCAGCACUAUCCCGGAUAACGACCAAGCCAGCAUCGCGCAGCUCGACUGGGAGAACGCCCCUGCUGAUCACGCGAUACUUACUUACAAGUGGGCUAUAGGCUCCCUAAGGCAUGACCAAGGAAGACCAAGGAACGUAACAUAUACUAGAGACCCCGGCGAGCCCACGACUAAGGCCUGGGGAGAGCUGAGAAUGAGACUUAAACAGCUUUUCAAACAACUGCAGAAGCCGGCUCCCAAACAAAAUGCUUACACCAGGCUAUGGGAGCAAUACAGAAAACAGAUGGGUGAAGAAGGGUUAACCCUUAUUGACCAAGAGGAAAACGACCUAGAACCUGGCAAAGCCAGAAAUCAGCUAAAACAAAUGCUGUAUGAGAGGUGGGGCAAGACGGACACUAACCACAUACCAAUGAAGCGGGAAUCCAAGGUCUAUCUCGACCAACCACCCUGCAUAGAGGAGAUCAUAAAAGCCGUCAAGGCCAUUAACAGGAAAGCUGCCACUGGACUGGACGGGAUACCGGCGCGGCACAUUGGCGAUAUACCGAUUGAGGACCUGCAGCAGUUCUUCGAACAGAUAUGGACGCAUACUAAGAUACCGAGACAACUGGUGGACAUGAAAGUCAAGAUGAUACCAAAGGCGAAACCCAGAACCACUAUCGAGAACACCAGGCCAAUCACCAUACCGUCGACUAUCUCGAAGGUACUAAACCAAGUCAUACUAACGCAUAUAUCACCAUAUAUUGAGCCGCACUUGCUGCCGCAACAGCAUGCAUAUCGCAAAGGGAGAGGAACGGCUACGGCCGUGGCUGAGCUUUUCACCAAAUUCAACAAGCCUGGACAAACGCUACUGCUGCUAGAUUUAUCGAAAGCCUUUGACACUGUCAACCACACCGCGCUCUUCGCAACACUACGAGCAACUGACAUCCCCAGCAAGGAAUACAACCUUAUCAGAGACCAAUAUAUCGACGCGGAAGUGCGAAUACAGUGGGCUAAGAGGUACGCACCUGCCUUCCCGUUGACUAAUGGCAUAAGGCAAGGCUGUCUGCUAAGUACCACCCUCUUCAACCUGGUUGAAGCGGAGAGGGAGAAGAAAUGCCGCGCCAAGAUGAAAUCUGUACCCUACGACGUCAUAAUGUACGCCGACGACAAAGCAGUCAUCUUAAAUGAGCCUGAACACGCGCAGCGCAUAAUAGAAGUCAAUAAGGAAACAGCGGCAGAAUAUGGCAUGCUGCAGAACAACGCCAAAACUGCCCGACUGCGUCUGGACAGAGACACGAAAGAAAUACAAACAGUCAAGUGGAUGGGGAUCCUGCUUGACAACAAGAUGAGUAUGAACCAAGAGGUGGUGCACAGAAUCGGAAAAGCCAAGAAGGCAGCCGCCGAUUACGCCGAGACCGUCAAGAACAUACCACCUUCGAUGAUGAGCACCAGAAUCAAGGUCAGUACAGCCUGCACGAUAAUACUGCCGCACCUGGUCUACUUAUGGAGGGAAAUCCCCUUCACGGUACAGCAGCGUGAAACUUUAACCGACGCGGCCACGCAGCUGCUGGCUAGAGAGUUCAGUAAUACGAGUGGGGUAACUGCAAGCUCUAUUCUGAGACAUGUCCAUGAGAUUACUAAAGGCUUAACACCCAGAAUGAAACAAAUAGGCGACCUUGGGGAUAUCCUGCCCACAGCAGCACCAAUUGAUGGCGUGUCCGCGGGUACGGCGGAACAGCCAGAACUAACUAACGGAACCGACAUUAAGUAUGCACGACUCGAUCAGCAACUAGAAACACUACCUGAUAAGGGUACUACAGCGCUGAGGAUGAAAGUGCCCAGGCUACUACUACCGACUACGGAAGCUGAGAACUUCUUCAGCCCAAGAGAGGAACCGCACUAUGAAGAGACGAGGGAUGUCUUUACCAUCACACUGGAGACCUCACCACCCACUCCCGGUUUCGGCAAGGACAAACAUCACCCGCAAAUAGACAACAUGACCUUACGCUUAGAUACCAUACAGCAGGUAGAACAAGCACAACUCGCUUGCCCUUAUGUGGGGCUACUAGAACGACAAAGCAAGCCAUGCGCGCACACUAUUCUACUGCACACCAAGGACUUUACCGACCACCUGCCGACGACCCAUGUUUUUGUGUAG